Dictyostelium discoideum AX4 is the source of this 552-nucleotide messenger RNA. RefSeq names its product Yip1 domain-containing protein (gene yipf6). NCBI's taxonomy places the organism in Eukaryota, Evosea, Eumycetozoa, Dictyosteliales, Dictyosteliaceae. Gene Ontology annotation, cellular component: Golgi apparatus; Golgi membrane; membrane. Gene Ontology annotation, biological process: endoplasmic reticulum to Golgi vesicle-mediated transport. The annotation marks the transcript as partial. The record is from RefSeq and is a predicted model, not a curated record. The transcript has 5 exons.
AUGAUAGAAUCAGAGAACCCAAAUACGUUAGAUGAACCAGUCAUUCAAACAAUUCUUAGGGAUUUAAAAAUGAUUGGAUUUAAAUUAUAUCAUGUUAUUUUACCAAGAGGAAAUGCAGCUAAUGUUUUAAGAGAUUGGGAUUUAUGGGGUCCUUUAAUUUUAUGUUUAGUUAUGGCAAUAUUUUUAUCAAUUUCAGCUUGAGAGGAACAAAAAGCAUUAGAAUUUACAAUUGUUUUUGUUGUUGUUUGGUGUGGGGCAGCAAUUGUUACAGUAAAUGGGCAAUUAUUAUGUGGUAAUAUAUCAUUCUUUCAAAGCGUUUGUAUUUUGGGUUAUUGUAUAUUCCCAUUAACUAUAGCAACAAUUAUUAUAUGGAUCAUUCAAAAUUUUACUAUGAUAGUUAAAUUACCAAUCGUUGGUGGUGCUUGGUUUUGGUCUUCAUUUGCAUCAUAUGGAUUUUUAGGAUCAUCAGUUCCAGAAUCUCGUAGACUUUUAGCAGUUUAUCCAGUUUUAUUAUUUUAUUUAGUUAUUGCUUGGUUAGUUGUCGUACAAUAG